AUGUCGCGAUUGGAGUUCCUGCAGGCGUUUCGGGACCGGGAGAAUGAGCCUCAGAUCGUUAAAGCGAAAUGGUACAUCGUGGCUGCGACCGCCUUGACAGCUGCUUGCGCAGGGGACCAAGUCCCUGCGCUUUACCACUUGGCCACCGAGGGCCUCACCAUAGAGGAGAGGAAGAUCGUGCAGCGGAGGAUCAAGGAGGCCAUACUGAAGGGAGGUAUGCUGUACGGGGUGCCUCGCUUAGCGGACGCCCUGGGUCCGUUGGGUAAAGUCAUCCCGCCGGACGAGAUGGAUCAUUACGGGCCUAGGUCGGAACGGCCCCGUACGAAGGAAGAAGAAGAGAAACGAGCAGCCCGAGGCAAACGGUAUUUCGAGACGCUCUGGACGCCCGCUGUGGCCCAAGCAGAGAGUGAGCGCGUCGCGGCAAGUCAUCCAGAUAACUACUUGUUGAGCCUGAAAUUGCAUUACGAGUAUUGGAUCAGUGAGGAUGCGAUCCUGGGGCCAAUAGAGACACAGAUGUGCAAUGCGGCUCUGCUCAUCUGCAACCGAUCUCCAGUUCAGGCCAUCUGGCAUACCCGCGGAGUGGUUCGUCAUGGAGGAAGCAUGGAGCAGGCACGCUUUGCGCAGGAUCUGGGCUUGGCGGUUGCGGAACAGUUCGAGGUCAAGACUGGCGACAUCACAAUCGUUGACCAGAUAGACUUCUGA
This is a messenger RNA of Penicillium canariense, 702 nucleotides long. RefSeq lists its product as uncharacterized. Bases 1 to 702 code for a protein of 233 amino acids. The transcript is spliced from 4 exons. NCBI's taxonomy places the organism in Eukaryota, Fungi, Ascomycota, Eurotiomycetes, Eurotiales, Aspergillaceae. The record is from RefSeq and is a predicted model, not a curated record.